CUCGCUGCGCGUCCGGGAGGGGGCGGCGGCGGCUGCUGCUUCUCUUGCUCUCCAAGCGGCGCUGCGCCUCCAGUUGCGCCUCUCGGGGAAAAUGGAGAGCGACGGACUUUCCAGCGCGGACCAGAAGCUGAUCCGAGAGAGCUGGGAGAAAGUGAACAGCAGCCCCAUCGAGCACGGCUUGGUCUUGUUUACCAGGCUUUUUGAUUUGGACCCUGACCUCUUGCCCCUUUUCCAGUACAACUGCAGGAAGUUCUCUACUCCUCAGGAGUGCCUCUCGUCACCUGAGUUCCUGGAACACAUCAGAAAGGUAAUGCUGGUAAUAGAUGCAGCCGUGACUCAUUUGGAGAACUUGCACUGCCUGGAAGAAUACCUUGCCAACCUGGGUAAGAAACACCAGGCAGUUGGUGUGAAGGUGGAGUCUUUUUCGGCUGUGGGCGAAUCCUUGCUGUAUAUGCUGGAAAAGUGCCACGGCCCCGCUUUCAAUGUGAAUGUGCGUGAGGCCUGGACCAAGCUGUACAGCGUUGUGGUAAAAGCCAUGAGCUGCGGAUGGGAUGUUCCCACAAAAGUGGAAUAAACCUGGACCCAGGAUGCUUGAGUGGGAACAGCUCCAAGGAGAAAGCAAGCUUGCCUUUCUAGCUCUGUGUAUUUCAGAGUAAUCUCAACAUUUCUCUCUCUCUCUCUCUCUCGUUUUACUCUUGCAUUCCCCAUUUUUCUUGUGGUAAUGUGAUGAUGCUCCCAUAUUUCAGUGUUGCAGUUCCAUGUAUCUGUUUGCAGGGGGCGAAAGAGAGCCAAGCCGGAAUUAAAAGCUGAAAUGCCAACUGCA
This is a messenger RNA of Lacerta agilis (Sand lizard), 823 nucleotides long. It is a transcript of the gene NGB, whose product is annotated as neuroglobin. Bases 92 to 574 code for a protein of 160 amino acids. The transcript has 4 exons. The record is from RefSeq and is a predicted model, not a curated record. NCBI's taxonomy places the organism in Eukaryota, Metazoa, Chordata, Lepidosauria, Squamata, Lacertidae. Gene Ontology annotation, molecular function: heme binding; oxygen binding.